AUGAAUUUCUCAAACAAGCUUGUAAUAACGGUAAAAAAGCCCGCAAAGCGCACUAAACAGAUCUGUGAACACUUGCGCAGGAUGCUUGAGCCAAAUGUCACCGCAAAGCUUAAGGACAAGAACACCACUAUCAAGUCAUACAUUGAAGUUGCAGAUUCAUUCGAGCUAUCACACUUCAUUCUUGUGGAUGCUAGAGAUAUCAAAAUAGGUGUUAGACCAAACGGUCCAACAUACAUAUUCAAUAUUAUUGAGUACAAUCCAACGUAUGUCAAAGUCAGCCAUGAACAUUACAGAGAUGAUCCUCUUAUAACAUUUUCAGGAGACAGUCCAUUGAAGAACCUGUUUUCAUCACUGUCGUCCCAGCCAAGCACCUCCAGAAGAAGCAUCCACUUCCACUUUGAUGACGACCUCAUACAUAUCAGACAUUAUGCAAUACUUACAAAGGACGAGGAUGACAUUAAAGUCGGAUUCACAGAGAUCGGGCCAAGAAUCACUGUACGGCACAUCAAGAAACUAAACGGCUUCUUCAAAUAG
Molecule: messenger RNA, 534 nt
Organism: Ordospora colligata OC4
Lineage: Eukaryota; Fungi; Microsporidia; Ordosporidae
Exons: 1
Coding region: 1-534 (177 amino acids)
Biological process (GO): rRNA processing
Molecular function (GO): rRNA binding
Source: RefSeq, a predicted model, not a curated record